This is a messenger RNA of Naegleria lovaniensis, 2001 nucleotides long. RefSeq lists its product as uncharacterized. The record is from RefSeq and is a predicted model, not a curated record. Bases 1 to 2001 code for a protein of 666 amino acids. NCBI's taxonomy places the organism in Eukaryota, Heterolobosea, Eutetramitea, Acrasida, Naegleriidae. The transcript has a single exon.
AUGGGCAAUCAUUUUGCUAACCGUUUCUCUUCUUCUUCUCGGAAUACUCAUCAUCAUGAUACGGCCAACAACAACAAUACAAGUUCUACAUCAUCACCUUCUUCUUCUUCUCACUAUCGCAAUAGAUUUAGAAUGAUUUCUGAAUCCAAUGGCGGAACUGAGAAUUUAUCCAGUAGAAAUGCUGCAGAUUUUCUCAAAUUACGGAAACGAAGUAAUAGUACCAAUACGUAUCGAAAGAAUAAUAAUAACAAACAACCAUCAACGACAACAACACCAUCAACACCCUCCAACCAAGAGAAGAAUGGAACAACAUUAUUAAAUAAUCCGAGGGUGAUUGUAGAAGAGCCGAGCGGAAAUACCCAAUCACCAGUAGCUACCACCUCGAGCCAAUCGGUGGGUGUAUUGCCAUAUCAUGGACAUCAUCGAAAGACCACGAGUCAACCACCACCGUUAUCGUUGAUUAUGAAUACAUCAUCCUCUCCUCACUCUUACCAAAACCAUAAUUAUUUAUUGUACAAUUAUACAUUGGCUUCUUCCGCUCCUGCUAGCCCAAUACUGAAUAAUUAUUCCCUGUCACCGAUUAGCAAUAAUGGCGGAAUCAUGUCGACGACAUCAUCACCAUCGAAUAGAGACUCAAAUUUUAUUUCUUCAAGCGCGUUCAGUAAUACAGGUUAUGACACACAUAGUUCUUUGAAUGGUAGCAGUGCCGGUGACACAAACGGACAGUCGUUGACUACCAUGUUCACACCACAGCAACGAGUGGUACAUGAGAAAUUACGACAAACCUUUCCUUCCAUGAAAAAUGUUCCAGAUUAUUUUUUGUCCUACUUUUCAAUUGUUCUUUCAGAUGAAGUGACAUUACGAGAGACAAUUUUCUCAAGCGGAAAUGACAUUUCAUUCUAUUUGGAGAUGCAAUCGAAAAUUGAGGAGCUGUUUUUGAAUGAAGAGGACGAAAAAAACUAUGGAAAAUCACCAAUUGGUGGCUCACAUUCUCAAAAUUUAGUUUCCACACCUUCCUCUUCCUAUACAAAAUCUCCAAUUAUGCACAAUUCUCAUCAACAAAGUAGUUUUGAUAGCGCCAAUUGGGGAAUGCAAAUGACUGAAGAUGGAGAUGUGAGCUAUUCCAAUAAUUAUUCGAUGGGCUAUCUGACAAAUUCUGAGGACUUCAAUGAAAAUAUUACAAGUAAUAUGGGAGAUAUUGGAUUGGGAAAUAAUGAAGUUUCAUCCUCAAUUAUUAAUUAUCAGAGAGACUUUUUGAAUCCUUUUCACAUUAUGGAUCGUACAGAAUUACCAAUUCGAUUUCUCAUUUUACCAAGAAUUUUAAAGAAUGCCUUUUAUGCCAAACAUGAAGUUGCGCAAAUGGUGUCCCCAAUUUUUUCUAACAGAAAUAGUUUGCAUUUCAGAGAUGCUUUUAUUCAAUCCAACGAGUUUGUGAUAUUUGCAGUGGUGGGUUUUUGGAUAUUGGAGUUCUUGCCUUCCUCUAGCAUUAUCAUUCCAAAAUUAAUUUAUGCUUCAUCGGAGCUCUUUUCCAACAUACAAAGCAUUCCUGUGGUAGCAACUAUCAAUAAUUCUGAUGGCUCUGCCAUGAACGCUGUCGCUAAUACCAUCAUUCGAUGGAACACUGGAAAGAAAAAUCCAGACCUAAGUUAUAUGCAUUUUAUUGACGAUUUAUUAGAAUCUCUUUCUGUAAAUUUUAAAUGGAAGCAUAAUUUUACUUUCACGAAUUUUAGAAAUCACAUUUACAACCUAGAAUGGCAAAUACCAAGCCAUUAUAAUUUACUAAAGGUUCCUACACUCACCAACUCAUCCCAGAUCAGAAUGAAAAGUUUGGAAGAUUUUGAAGCUGUUAUUCCAAAACUAAUGCUCACGGUGAGCAAUGAGAUGAUUAUUUCAAAAGGAGCUUGUGAUUACCUGUCAUGCAUUCAAAAGUCGUUCAGUGAGGAUUAUUUCACACUUAGUACCAUAAGGGCUGCAUUACUCUUGAAGGAAUUUGUGAUUUAG